GUGCAAGGGUUUCUGUUUUAUUUUUAACCUGUUCUUUUAUUUUUAUUGUAAUUAAAUGUGGAACUUCAUUAAGGUCAUUUUGGUCAAUUCAAUUCGUUUUUACUCUUAUGCGUGACUAACGAAACUUAUACUCCGACUUGUGCAUAAAUGCAUUGUUUUACUCUUAUGCUUGACUAACGAAACUAUUAUAUAGGUUUAAAAUCAGGCCCAAUCAAAUUUUAAAAAUCAGGCCCAGUCCAAAUCUAGUCCAAAAAGCAGGCGCAGGGAAGAGUCGAGCAGUCCGUUCUUUCUGCUUCAGCGAGUUCGGCAAAACCACAAAGGCCAAAAACUAAUUCCAGACGGCCAGACGGGGGGACGGGCGACGGGCGACGGGCGACGGGCGACGGGCGACGGGCGACGGGCGACGGGCGACGUCCAUCUUCAGUGCCGGACGGCCAGGACGGCGCACUGGCGAGUGGCGGCUGCUGCUCUAGAUAAUCAGGCACAAGUUGUGUUUCACUGUUUCUUGAAGCUCGAGAUAAUCAGAAGUUAAGAAGAAGAGAUGGGGCCAAGAAAGUGUGGAGUUUGCGAUGAAGCUCAAUCAAAAUACAAAUGCCCCAACUGCGUUAUACACUAUUGUUCAUUGGCAUGCUUUAAGAAACACAAAGAAAUUCCAUGUGAAAAACUGAUAUCUUCUUCUGAAGGAAAAUUGGCAUCAACUCUACCAGCAUUGAAUGUUGAUGAACCAGUCUACGUCCAUGACCAAAGUGAGGAGCUAAAGCAGUCACAAUUUGAGUCUCUAGCUUCAUCAAGUGAAAUUCGUGAGGCUUUAAGAAGUGAGGAGAUUCAGAAACUUAUAUGCAGCAUAGAUUCCUCUAAAGAUGCCGAGUCGGAACUCGAAAAAGCAAUGCAGAAGGAAGAGUUUCAUAUGCUUUGUCAGAAGAUCCUAUCUGCCAUUAAUCCUUGAUGCUCAGCUCCUAAGCAUAUUCUGGAUUGUAACUAAUUUGCUGCUGUGGAAGAUUGAAGCUGCUUUCAGAAUGACGAUGAUGCGAGAACUGUAUAAAACAGAAUAGUUUGUGAUCUUUGCUCCUCAAAAAGUUAGUCUGUACAUUAGUGUUCUCUCAAGUACUUCUUUUUCUGUCUUUUCUUUUUAGCAUCGAUAUCAUGGAUCGAUUCAUGUUAGCCGACCCCAAAAUUUUAUGGGAUUAAGGCUUGGAUGUUGUUGUUGUAUGAUGUGUGAUGUGUGUUUUUUCAAAAAUAAAAAAUAAACUAUAGCUAAGUGGUGUGUUUGAAUUGUGAAAAUGCUAUCAAAUGAACUAAAGUGGCU
Cuscuta europaea is the source of this 1306-nucleotide messenger RNA. NCBI's taxonomy places the organism in Eukaryota, Viridiplantae, Streptophyta, Magnoliopsida, Solanales, Convolvulaceae. The record is from the annotation of a GenBank genome assembly.